This is a messenger RNA of Hemicordylus capensis (graceful crag lizard), 3370 nucleotides long. RefSeq names its product proline rich 14 (gene PRR14). The record is from RefSeq and is a predicted model, not a curated record. Lineage: Eukaryota; Metazoa; Chordata; Lepidosauria; Squamata; Cordylidae. The coding region runs from base 289 to 2451 and encodes 720 amino acids. The transcript has 12 exons.
UUUCUUGCAACGCAACCAGCCCGUGAUCAACUUUUUUGUUUUUUUUUUUUUGCCCGAAGCCGUGAUGGCCGCGCUUUAGCCGUCUGACUUCGGCAAAGAAGGCGACUGCUUAUUGGCUACAGUGGAAAGCAAGGUCCAUUGUUAUUGGAUGGCUGGAUCCCGGUUCGGAACUGAUAGUGUCGGGCGGCCGCAGAGAACUGAGAAAUGUGGAGCUGAUGGGUCACUCUGGGGUGGCCUCCGUACCCCUGAUCCCAGGGAGGUGGAGGUCUCUGCCUCCUGAAGCCAGCUAUGGAGCGGCCCCUCCUUGAAGGGCUAUCUGAGGGAGACCCUCAGCCAGUGAUUGCCUUUCAGAGGCACGUCAGGCGACGACGAAUCCUCAUAUACAGGCCUUCCCUUGAGGAGCAGGAAUCCCCAACCCUGUCCCUGAAGUCCCUUGAGCAAGGUAGAGCAUCUCCCCCGCCUUGUGGGGAGACAAGCCAGUCAUCUAGCAAGCGGCAACGGCUGCAGCAGGGGUCACCCCCAAUAGCGGAGAAGAGCAGCAACGGAGGCUAUGGCAGGGCUGGAGAAACCCUGUGGCAUAUGGCAUCUCCCAUGGAGAAGAAGCAGCGGAAAGUGCUGGCGGUGGACCUGGAGGACUUUUCCACAACCCAGGAGUCUCCACAAGGCUGCUCACCUCUGCAAAGACCUGCCAUGUCUCCCAGCAAAAAUCCCCUCCAGUUGACCUAUACGAAUGAAGAGGGAACUUCUUGGUCAGCAAAGGGUCAAAGCAGUUUUGUAGGCAGAUCGUCUCCCCCAAAGGGGGGCUCCCCACCCUGUCAAGAGCCUCAAGAGAAGUUGGCUCAUGCAUGCCGGCAGCUAUGGGGCCACAGGCUGCCUCCCCCUAACUGCUGUGAGUCGGAGCGCCUGCAAGCCAAGAGGCAGCGUCUCCAGAAGGGGGCACCUCUAGCAAAUGGGAAUGAAGUGACCAAAGUGUCCCCGCUGGAGAAGGCCCGUCGGCAGAUCCUGGCCAUCAGCUUGGAUGACUCCUUGAACAGAGCGCUGGAGGCCGAUGUUGGCAAGGAGAAGCUGGAGACCUCCCCAUCCCCCUGUGGGAGUGAUCAAUUGGUGCUACCUUGCCAAUCGCCUGCUCCAAAUGUGGAAAGGCCCACCCCAUCAGGCCAGCGGGAACUCUGUCAUCCAACAGAUGCCUCUUCUGAAGUAGCUGAACCUCCUUCCUCCUGGCCGCCUUCAGCUUCAACCCUCUUGCGUCCAUCUGUGGCCCCCUGUUUCCGGCCCUGGGGCCUGGUCCCUGUCUUCCAGACCAUGCGUUCCAAGCUGGAGGCCUUUGCUGACAUCUUCCUUAGUCCCUCCAAGCCCUCCCUUCCAUCCACCGAGGGAACCCCCACGCUGCUGCCGCGCCCCCAGGCAAAUGAGGACCAGGCAGCAGCCCAACCGGGAACCCCACGCCAAGGAGUCAACAUUGAGGUGAAAAUUGCCAUUUCAGAACCACGACCCCGGAAGAGGAGUUGCCACCACGAAGAGGAGGAGACGGGCAGUGUGGUGGUGAGCGGGCGGCCCCCUAUUCGCCAGUGGCGCCUGAAUGAAGGGGACCCUGCUCCUCAGCCCCGCCUUGGACGCAGCUACUCCUGCCCCGAUUUUCCGGGAGCCUGCUCAUGGCGAGCUUCCCCCACAGCCCUUCCCCACUCUGCACAGCUGCGACAGCGCCGGCAUACAGUCUGUAGCCUGGAGGUGUCCCGAGAACUGGGCCGUCCCACCCCGCCCUGCCUACGCAAGGAAGUGUACCCCUUCUGUACGUCCCCUGCGCGCCUCCUGCUCGGUCCCUCGGUGCACGCUCCCCACUGUGAUGGUUCCUCCUACUCCUCCCCUGUGCCUUCCUGCUGCCUCGAAUCCAACCCGGCUCAUUCCAGGGACAUCUCCCCCUCCCCAGAAGGUGGCCAGAGGGUGCCUGGGGUUGGCCUGGACAUGGACGACUCGAAGAUACUCGCCUCGGAGCAGAUGAUGCUUUCGGAGGCUGAGAUGAAGGAUUCUCAAGACAACACCAUAGGGAAGGUCUCCUGCAUAAGGAUUCGCAGGACGCCUGCCAGGCAGCAAGCAAACCUCACCCCCAUGGGGCUUCCUCGACCUGUCAGGCUGAACAAGAAAGAGUUCAGCCUGGAGGAGAUCUACACAAACAAGAACUACCACACACCCACAGAGAAGAGGUCAUUUGAGACCAUCUUCGAGGUUCCAUUGGAACGCAAUGGAGCGCUUAUCUUCACCAGCCAACGCAAGCUGAAGAGGGCCAUGGAAUUCAGAGAGGGGGGCCUUCCCCGCAAGCAGCGCAAAGCCCGUUCCCGAGGAAGACGCUGGGCAGGGGGCCGGAGGGCUCAGCCUCAGCCACCUGAGCUGGAAGAGCUGCUGCAGCAGCGGCUGGCUGAGCUGGAUGCCCUGUUUGAGGAGGAAGAAUACUGAGCAAAGCCUACAUCUGUACAGAGGAAAGUGCUCCCUAGGAGUCAGUGCUCUCCUGUGUAUUCCCAGAAGCACCUGCUCCUUUAAAUUAGUGGGCAUCUUCUCAAACCACCAUUACCACUCCCGACUUCUCUUGUGGUCCUCUUUAUUCUCUGCCCCUGAGACAGUUGGUCUUGUGUGACUGUUGUCUCAUCCUCCAUUGAUCUAGGCUCAGCCUCCCAGCAUAGACAUUGCUGCCAUGAAAAUGGGGGUUGGGUGUCGCUCAGUGCCACCUGGCCAAUCACCAAGCUGCCUGCUUUGGCACCAUGUUGCUCCCCUUUUGGCUCAGCUCUGUGGCUCAUGAGCACAAGAGGAAGAAUGUUUGUGGUGUCCCAAAGCUGCCCAUUCUCUGCACUCUGCUGCAUUCGCACAACUGGACCACCAGUGCCUCACAUGGAGCAGGGAGGCAGGGGGACUCUUCCGUCCAGUGCCAUAUGGUAUUGUGCCAUCUAUUAGAGUUGUAGCCUAGCAGGGGGUGUGCCCAACUACAUAGGGAGCAAGUGACCUGUUCUGGGGCAGCUGUCUCUGCCAAAAGAAUAUAUGAAUGCAGAACAGUUUACAAGCCUAUUGAGUAGAAAGAAGAAAAGAAUUCUGGAAAAGUGAGAGCAGAAGGAAGUUUGUUAUAGGGCAGAAGAUGAAACCGAGGAAGAGGCUGGGAAAUGGGUAUGUGUCCCUGCCACUGUUAAAAAGUUUCACCUAGUUGGACAGUGCAACUAGUCAGGAAUCCUGACAGAAUCCCUUGGUGUCUCUGUCUAGGAUUGGGGCCUCAGUAUUCCCAGUUCACAUCCACUUGCUUGGAAUGUGUUCUGUUAGGCAUGAGGUUUUUUGGUUUGCAUUUUUAUAUUAAUCUAUAUUUCUAAUAAACUUUUCAGCUUGGAGAAUA